Messenger RNA from Chrysochloris asiatica (Cape golden mole), 831 nucleotides. It is a transcript of the gene PLEKHF1, whose product is annotated as pleckstrin homology domain containing, family F (with FYVE domain) member 1. Lineage: Eukaryota; Metazoa; Chordata; Mammalia; Afrosoricida; Chrysochloridae. Bases 1 to 831 code for a protein of 276 amino acids. Gene Ontology annotation, molecular function: phosphatidylinositol binding; metal ion binding. The record is from RefSeq and is a predicted model, not a curated record. The transcript has a single exon.
AUGGUGGACCACUUGGCAAACACAGAGAUCAACAGCCAGCGGAUCGCAGAUGUGGAGAACUGCUUCGGGGCAUCGGGGCAGCCACUGGCCCUGCCAGGCCGAGUGCUGUUGGGUGAGGGCGUCCUGACCAAGGAGUGCCGCAAGAAAGCCAAGCCACGCAUCUUCUUCCUCUUCAACGACAUCCUGGUGUACGGCAGCAUCGUGCUGAGCAAACGCAAAUACCGGAGCCAGCAUAUCAUCCCGCUGGAGGAAGUGACGCUCGAGCCGCUCCCCGAGACCCUGCAGGCCAAGAACCGCUGGAUGAUCAAGACGGCCAAGAAAUCAUUUGUGGUGUCAGCUGCGUCCCUGACAGAGCGCCAGGAAUGGAUCAGCCACAUCGAGGAGUGCGUGCGGCGACAGCUGCUGGUCACGGGCCGCCAGCCCACCACGGAGCACGCUGCGCCCUGGAUCCCCGACAAGGCCACGGACAUCUGUAUGCGCUGCACGCAGACACGCUUCUCUGCGCUCACCAGGCGCCACCACUGCCGCCAGUGUGGCUUCGUGGUCUGUGCAGAGUGCUCUCGGGAGCGUUUCCUCCUGCCUCGCCUCUCACCCAAGCCCCUAAGGGUCUGCAGCCUCUGCUACCGACAGCUGGCUGCCCAGAAGCGCAAGGAGGAAGAGGAGGAGCAGGGUGGUGGUCCCCAUGGGCAGCCUGCCCACUUCGCUGGAGCAGCAUCCAGUGGGGAUGAUGAAGACUCAGAUGAGGACAGGGAAGGCAGUGGGGAUGGCGACUGGUCCAGCCGUGUGCACUUCUACACCUCCAACGUCUCCUGGUCGUCCUUCCACAGCUGA